Aspergillus tanneri is the source of this 1461-nucleotide messenger RNA. RefSeq lists its product as uncharacterized. Lineage: Eukaryota; Fungi; Ascomycota; Eurotiomycetes; Eurotiales; Aspergillaceae. The transcript has a single exon. The record is from RefSeq and is a predicted model, not a curated record. The coding region runs from base 1 to 1461 and encodes 486 amino acids.
AUGAUGGUCCCUAGAGCUUUUCUUUUUACCUCUGUGCCAUCGCCGAUACCUUCCCGGAAGCCUGGCAAAAGAAAUCAACCGUCGAAAUCCACACGAGACUUCGUCGCGGUGCAAGAUAUCUCAGGACUGGACCUCCCCGACAAGGAGGCAUCAGAAAUAAUACAGACCACCAGGCCCGUUUUUAUCCCCCCUAAACGCGGCCGCCGUGGUUCAACGGUGCAUUCGGAUUCUGGCAACAAUGGUCCUAAAGUACCAAAGAACUCAAGGACCGUUCGCAGACCGUCAAUCGCCUCGAUUCUAGAGGCUACUGCAAUCCCAGUUCCUCGACGCAACUGGACCAUUCGGGAGUCUCGCAAACUACCCCGAGGUAAUCAUGUGCAGGAUUUCAGCAGACUGUUAAUGGACGGGGUUGAAUCCAGAGAGAGCCACCUUCUAGAAGGCGCCGGGAACACUCCGCUCGACAUCCUUUUAAGCCCCCCCGAAGGAAGUGACAAGUCGGUUAUUGGAAGCGAUUGUGAUAGCGAAACACCGUCGUUUUCUGGCCGUUCCAUGUCACUUGAAUCGACACCAUCACUGGACCCUGGCAUGGAGUCCCCCGACUCGACCUUGUCAGCUCUGCUCACUCCUUCCAGUCACCGUAGCCCAUCCGAGAGACGGUAUCGACGUUGGUCGCAGUGUGAGAACUGUGCAUUCGACCAUCCGCUACUUGAAACAGAAUCCCCUGACCCUGGUGAGGAUGGUGAUGAUGAGCCGACAACUCCGAGCUCGAUCACCCCUAGAUCUACAGCGCCACUGUCCCGGUCAUUCCCACGACUUGGGUCAACGUUCAAGUCUAAUUUAACAGCCUCGUUGCGAGCUAUUAAAUCUGCGGCACAGUCGGUGUCCACAUUCGCAACUCCUUCGGUGCAACCCGAUGAUUUCCUUACGCGAUCUUUAUUUACAAUCUCCCCAGAGAUGACGGACGACCGUCGGCCUCCGCCCAUGGAGGAACCCCCAUCGCCGGCGCUACGGCGGUACCUCAACCCAAUCAUAGCGUCACCGGCGGAAAUGUAUCCCUACCAGGACCACCCGCAUGAAUCGCUUGAUCCUCGAAAUUGCCCUGUCUCCGUGCAAAUGCAGACUUAUCGCCGCUCGAGCAAGCGCGGUAGCCGAAAGAGUGGUUUCCCCCUGGUUUGUUUUGAGGGUCGAGAAGAACAGUUUCUACCGUUUGACCCUGAGAUUCCCCCAAUAACACGUCAGCGGGAACCGCGAGAGAACAGUGACUUUUUACGCAUGGUGGUUCUGGAAAUGAACAUGAGACGCAGCGGUAAACUACGAGAUGAUAUUCCCACUCGGGCCCGAGUCUGGCUCCCUCCGCGCAAAGGCAAUCAGAACCGGUUCAAUCCUUACGAUUCCUACGAAGAUGUAGAAGAAAAUUCCAUCCCAUCACGAUGGGUAGGAGUUUCAGUGGGAGGAGUAUAA